AUGCCCGUCGAUACUUCCAAGGUAUUUCCCAGUCGAAGGACUCAAAGGCAGAUAACAGAGGAAGAAUUGAGGGAUAUCGAGCUGAAGAGGCUACGGGGAGAACUCUCCUGCGCAGAAUGUAGGCGCUUGAAGUUACGCUGCGAUAAGAAAGUUCCUUGUGGCUCUUGCUGUCGAAGGGGCUGCGAAAGUAUAUGCCCUUGCGGCAUCUUGUCAGCAGGGCAGGGGACACGUUUUAUUCUGGCCGACACUGAGCAGCUGCACCGCAAAAUCGCGGAUAUGAGCAAUCGCAUUCGACAACUAGAAGAUGCCCUUGCUAUACUGCAGUCCGCCACCUCCGAUAAGAGACAUCCGUUAUUGAGUGACGAGCUGCUCAAGGUCAAGUUUGGAUCAGAAGCUUUGAACCCUCCCCAAGAUUCUUCAAGCGACCGGGAUGCAAGCAUGCUAGAAUCAAUAGACGUUCUUGGAACCCUGACGCUCGGCGAUUCAGGAGAGGUCAAGUAUUUUGGGAGAUCAGCUGGCUCAGAGACUGGCGAAGAAACUGCCCACCCUCUUGAAGAUGCCGAAGAUGGAGAGGCCCCAAUCGCCUUAUCGCCAGAGCUGGAAAACCUGGCGAAUCUUUUCCCGUUCACCUCACAAGACCGACCCGACAGUCAUUCUCUGGAGAUGCUGGAGUCUCUUUUGCCUACACCUCAGAGGGCGUGGAACUUAUGCGAGUCCUAUUUUUUGCACGGCGCCUUGUUUUUCAGACCGAUCAGGCGAAAUGAACUGAUGGACAUUCUUUUGCCAAAAAUCUACGAGACAGCCUAUUCUCAAUCACGAAGCCGCGCGGCCGCCGAAUCAUCUCCCCCUAGCGACCACACAGAAAAUCCAAAGCUCUUUGAAUCGACUCGUCCCCAUGCACUGGCAGCAUUGUACUUCACGUUUUCUCUCGGCGCCUUACUGGAUCUCGGAAUGUCUCCUUAUAACGCAGAAGCAGAACAUUACUAUGAUCUCGGCCGUGCUGCGCUGUCUUUGCAUGCCGCCUAUGAAUCCCCUACUAUGGAAACCGUUCAGGCGAUGGGCCUCAUGGCAACAUAUCGCAGUCUCGCUGGAAGCAAAUAUUCGCGAGACAGUGCCUGGUGUGUCAUGAGCUUCGCUGCAAAGCUUGCACAAAGUAUCGGUCUUCAUCGGGAUAGUGCACCUUGGAAUAUCGAUUCCGCCACAGUUCAAAAGCGCAGAAACCUGUUCUGGGAGGUCUUUGCUGCGGACGUAUCACACAGUCUGGCUCUAGGACGCCCGCCUGCGAUCCACUUAUCCUACGUAGAUUGUGAAUAUCCCAUUGACGAUGAAGAAAAUGUCAAUGAAGCGGGAGAGAUCCAAACCGGAUUUUGGCGGAUGAAGCAUACAUUCGGACGAGACAUCUUCAAUUCUGUCGCAGACGCUACCUUGACUGCAAAAUCGCCUCGAUAUAGUGCGGUUCUUGACCUCGACAAAAAAGUGAGAGAAUUGUCUUUCCCUGUUGCCUUCAAACCGUACGCAUCACUGGAUGACGGCGAAGAGACGUACUACUCCAGUUCUCUUAGUUUGCGCGAUUUCUAUGCAAGCCAGCACAGGACAGUCACCAUGUUGUACCUUCAUAGGAGCUUUUUUGCACAAGCGUUACUGGAUCACCCCAAGAACCCUUUACUCAGCCCCUUUGCCCCAUCUUUUCUGACCUCAUAUCGAUCUGCCUCCAUCGUCAUCAAGGCGUCCGCCCAUCAAUUUGAUCGCUGUGCCGCUAUGGCGAUGCGUGUCUGGUUUUUGCUGUCUCAUAUGUUCUCCGCGGCGGUCAUUGUUGGGACAGUCGUUACCCGAUCUCCCAACUUGAAUUUCGCCUCUGCGGCUUUACAUGACCUUGACUUGGCGGUGGAGCUUUUCCGAAGGACCGCAGUUCAGUCGCGACGUGCGAGGAUUGCGCUAGGUGUUCUUCAAAAGCUAAGGGAGAAGGCUCUUCGCGCCUACUCUCUGAAUUCUUCCAUCAUCUCAAGUUCUCCCUCGUUCGGUUCACUCCCACCUCAAAUUAUUGAUGACGGCGAAGACGAACUCGCCAUUUUCGGUGGACAAACUCGAGUUUUGAAUCGCACUUCCCGGCAUAAGCCGUCGUCGCCAACGCACCCAUCCUCCUCUCCCCGGUCUGAAAGCUCGGCGUCCUCACCACCCACGUUUCAUGAGGAAGUGCAUGGGCAGGCCUUGACGACAAUCUCCGACACCCGACCAAAUAAUCGUAACCUUGCUGCAACAUCUGCCCACCUCGACCUGCCGAUCCAGGUUGAUAUGCCGCCUACAAUUGUGGGCGUAAACGCGUACGGCUACGUCUCAAGCAGCCAUUCUAUUAAGCAACCUGUGGCUUCUUGCAGCGCGCAGCAAUACAACCGCCUCAUCGAUUUACUUCCUAGCCAAGUGCCAGGCUCUCUCCCUCAACAGCCGUCAUCCAGCGCCAUGCAACGCUAUGAUCAACCCGAGAAAACGCGCAAUUGGUCUUUGUGGGAUCGCCAUGGACAAUUACCUCAAAGUCCUUCAGAUGCCAAUUCAUGGCCUUCGCAAUAUUCGUCCCCACAACGCCAAUCCCUAUCCUUCAGUGAAGGUGUAAACUUGAGCCCCCUGUCGACAUACACUAGUGCAAUGCCGCCUGUGGCUUAUUCAGGUUAUGGGGACGGGCUAUACGCGGCCCAACUCAUGAACCCUGCUGGUGCCGUGGAGAUCGGGCUUUCCAGUGAAUCCGGAAUGGACGCUCGCUGGAUGACACUGAUGCACGAUUGCGGUAUUAUGGAAGCAGACACCUCAUGA
Laccaria bicolor S238N-H82 is the source of this 2805-nucleotide messenger RNA. RefSeq lists its product as uncharacterized. Gene Ontology annotation, biological process: DNA-templated transcription; regulation of DNA-templated transcription. Gene Ontology annotation, molecular function: zinc ion binding; DNA binding; DNA-binding transcription factor activity, RNA polymerase II-specific. The record is from RefSeq and is a predicted model, not a curated record. NCBI's taxonomy places the organism in Eukaryota, Fungi, Basidiomycota, Agaricomycetes, Agaricales, Hydnangiaceae. The transcript is spliced from 13 exons. Bases 1 to 2805 code for a protein of 934 amino acids.